AUGCUCUCACGUAUUGCUGCUGUGAAGGCACUUUGCACAGACAACCGUUGCCGCAUGACCGGAUGCAGCGGAAGGAGGAGGGAAGGAAGAGAGAGUGGGCAGCAGAGGCCCAACAUGUCCCGGCGUGUGUUUGCUUCCGCGGUGCUACUCCUUGUCGUGAUGGUGUGCUUUGGCAGUGGAGCUGCGCACGCGGUGGAGAGUAAUUCGGGGGAUGCGCAGCUGCCGAAUGAGGUUGCUAUUCUUGUGCCAGAGAAGACGCUGGUGGUGUCAAAAGGUGGGAAGGGCCAAAGUACAACGAGGGUUUCGUUUGUUUCACCCUCUCUCGUCCGUGCUGGUGGAGUGAUGACUGUGCUUGCCGAGGGUUGGAUCAAGUAUACUGGAUCGCACAAAACAUCGAGUGAGCUUGGUUCUGCCGAUAUUGUGGCUGGGUACAUCAGCGCUGCGGAGACGUGGCCAUCCAUUGUCGCUGAGGUCACUAGCACGGAAUGGAGGGCACACACUGUCCUUGGCGAUGGGAAUGGCGAUGAUCUUGUGGGCGUUUUGCGAAAUCCCACAUCAGUUGGAGUGGACAAUAAGGCGUUCCUACUUGUGGGAAAUUAUAGUAUAAAAUUUGACGCUACUAAAAAGAUUUGGCAGGAGGUUGGCUGGGAUAUUCGAAUGCUUGUGGGUGAGGCCACGCACUCCUUAUCCAGCGGUCGGGGUGAAUGGAUCGAAUGGGCUGCACCCAUAUCACUGAUGUCACUGAUCCCCGAAGAGCUUAAAAGUGAACUGAAGGAAUUUAUGGGUGGUGGUGGCUCAGGCAUUGUGACGUACGACGACACGAUUGUGUUUCCUCUGACAGCGAGGAAUCAAAAUGGUUACCCUGUCUCCUUGCUCAUUUAUUCGAAGGAUAAAGGCAACAGCUGGGUGGUCCCAAAGGGCGUUUCUCCUGUGGACUGCUUUGGCCCCCGCAUCAUCGAAUGGGAUUAUGGGACACUUCUCAUGGUUACUGACUGUUUGGAUGGCCGCAAGGUGUUUGAGUCGAAUGACAUGGGGGAAUCGUGGACGGAGGCUGUCGGGGCACUCUCAUGGCUGUCGACAGACGCGCCACCUGACCCUUACGGCAGGAGGUAUCUUUUGGGAUCUAUCAUUACUGCUAUCAUUGAGGGAAAUAAUUUAGUUCUGUACACUCAGAAGGGGAGGUACCCUCCGGGGGAGCGUGGUUUACCCAAUGCGUUCUAUCUUUGGGCGACGAACGGCAACCGCACGUUUCAUACUGGACGGCUUUCUGUGGACGAUAAGGAGAAUAAGGCGACUGCCAACACCCUGCUGUACUCAGGUGAUGCGUUGCACCUUGCAGAGGCGAGGGGUACUGCAACGAUCAGCACAAUAUACUUUUCCCGCCUGACGGAGGAACUGGAGAUUAUCAAGUCUCUCGUGAGGACCUGGGAACGAAUGGACGCCUUCUUCUCCAUGUCGCAUACACCCACGGAUGGACUGGUUGGAUUCUUGUCCAAUACAGCCAUCGGCCCAAAAUGGAUGGACGAAUACCUUUGCGUGAAUGCAACGGUGACGAAUGGAGUGAAAGUCCAAGAUGGAUUUAAAUUCCCGGGGGAUGGAUCCGGGGCAACAUGGCCCGUGAACAGUCGGAAGGAUAAUGUGCCGUACACCUUUGCGAAUAAAAGAUUUACUCUUGUGGCGACGGUGGUCAUCAACGAGCUAAAAACAGGUGGCAGCAGCAAUCCUCUGCUGGGUGCGGUGCUGGAUGAACCCGUCAGUCAGUUUCUUAUUGGGGUGUCGUACAACACGGGGGGUAAGUGGGAGACAGUGUUCAAAGGCAAAACAACAACACAGAGCAGCACUUGGGAGACGGGGAAAAGAUACCAGGUGGUGCUGAUGCUAUCGGAGAAUGAGGGCUCUGUUUACGUGAAUGGUGAGCUUGUGGGGAGCUCGGAGACGAUACCAACAAGUAAGGAACGAGUGUUCGAAGUCUCGCACUUCCAAAUUGGGGGCGACGAAAGAGGCCGCAGCGGCGAUGUGACGGUGAUGGACGUCUUUCUGUACAACCGCCGACUGACUGAGGAUGAACUGAAAACGCUCAGGAAAGGCGGUGACGGCUCCAUGCGUGGGGGCGUGUCACGGGUGCUCAUGCUGCUGCUGCUGGGGCUGUGCGGCAUUGCGGUCCUUUACUGA
This is a messenger RNA of Trypanosoma cruzi, 2172 nucleotides long. Its product is annotated as trans-sialidase, putative. The transcript has a single exon. The record is from RefSeq and is a predicted model, not a curated record. Gene Ontology annotation, cellular component: cytoplasm; membrane; intracellular membrane-bounded organelle. Bases 1 to 2172 code for a protein of 723 amino acids. Gene Ontology annotation, molecular function: exo-alpha-sialidase activity. NCBI's taxonomy places the organism in Eukaryota, Euglenozoa, Kinetoplastea, Trypanosomatida, Trypanosomatidae. Gene Ontology annotation, biological process: oligosaccharide catabolic process; ganglioside catabolic process.